Messenger RNA from Melampsora larici-populina 98AG31, 1071 nucleotides. RefSeq lists its product as uncharacterized. The record is from RefSeq and is a predicted model, not a curated record. The transcript has 2 exons. Gene Ontology annotation, cellular component: mitochondrial large ribosomal subunit. Gene Ontology annotation, molecular function: structural constituent of ribosome. Bases 1 to 1071 code for a protein of 356 amino acids. NCBI's taxonomy places the organism in Eukaryota, Fungi, Basidiomycota, Pucciniomycetes, Pucciniales, Melampsoraceae.
AUGAUCCGAUUCUGGAGCGGGGCUAUCUGGGAAAGGGGUUGGAGAGCGAUACCGGAUAGUAAGACCAAAAUGCGCAGUGACUGCGUAGGAUUUUACAAGUGGAAUAUGCUAAUAAACAAACAGGGCUCAACUUCAACAGGGCAUCAGAGUCGGCCAAAAAGUCGGAUCGAACCACAAACCAUAAACCAAAGAAAACCUCAAGAAAUUAAAGAAACCAAGACCUCAACAAUGAUCUCAUCCAUAGCACCCUACAUCAGACUACCCAAACCGAAAACGAUCCUAAGCCAAUCGAACCAAUUCAUAUCAUCACACUCAACCAAAAAAACCCCAACCUCAUCCACAACUCCAACGGGGCCAUCAACUCGACCUAACAGUAUUAUCUCAUUAUCGAACAUCUUACAACAAGUAUCCGAAAAUACGUUGUCUAGAAACUCAUUCUUACCAGAAAAAUAUAAAUCAGGGCACGAGAAUGCAGUGAUCGGUUCUGGAAAGAUUAGGUGGAGAUCGCCUAUUUAUAAAUCGACUGAACGAAGAUGGUUAUGUAAACAAGGAUUUCAUUGGAGGUUAUUAAAUUACAUUCUCAAACCGAAUCACCAAAAAGAUAAACAAGAUCAAGUUGUUGAAAGAAGAAUGAUGAAUGAAAAAGUUAAUUAUUAUAAUGGAGAAAUCGAUUUUAAAGAGUUUCAUUCGAUCACUUCUGAUCCGGUUCCAAAGCUCAUCGAACUCUUUGGAGGAUUAAAUAGACUAAGUCAAGGAGAAAAACGGUACUUGGGAAUCGUCCCUAACGAAUCUAAUCCAUUUAGACCGAUCAAAACAUCAUCAAAAACCGAAAUUGAAACUGAAAAGACAAGAUCGGUGUUACCUAAGUAUUCAAAAGUGUCAUUGGUACCUAACUUUGGAGUUUAUGAGGGUAGGAAAAAGGUAUUUAAGGGAAAGAAACGAGAAAGAGGAUGGGAAGAGAAAUUUGAAGAGGUUGGAAAACGGAUGGGAGGUAUGGAACUUAGGGUUUCCAAUUAUAGAAAGGAAUGGAGAUUGAAUAAGGAGAAAUCUAGACCUAGUUUACCGUUUUGA